Paramuricea clavata is the source of this 1542-nucleotide messenger RNA. Lineage: Eukaryota; Metazoa; Cnidaria; Anthozoa; Malacalcyonacea; Plexauridae. The record is from the annotation of a GenBank genome assembly.
AUGACCUCUGGAAUAAAUUACUUCAUGUUGUGGGUGAAUCUUUAUUUGAUCCAUUUCUCGACGAUCCAAGCUCAGUGCACUGGAAAUGGUUUCAUGAAUAGCUGUGCUUGUAAUUUCAUCAAUGCUUGCAAAUAUGAUGCCAGUACAAAUACAUUUGAUGCCUUUAGUGGUUCAGCAAGACAUCUGGAAAGGUUCAUCCCAAACGUGAGAUCUUAUGCUAUGCCAACUUCACAGGUUACUCAAAUUUGUGAGCCUGGCAAUUUUGGCAUUAUAUAUGACUGUGAAAAUCGCAUUCCUCUUGCUGCUACGGCUAUUUUGACUGCUGAUCAGUAUGAAUCAACUGCAAAACCGAGACCAGGUAACAAAUUUAAGCCAAGCGCAUUAAUUCUACAUAAUUUUCAACAAAAUGAUAAUGAUUAUCGUAUGCCUUUGCAACGCAUACCAUGCUACGAAACGUCGGGCAAUCGUUACUACUUUGAAAAGAGAUGGUAUGAAGCAAUAACUAAAAAAACGAUUGCACCUUUCUCUGCAUGUCCAGUUUCAGGUAAACCAGUGAAAUCACCUAUUCACAGAGGUCAUUUGAUUGCUGCACAGUAUGGUCGUGGUUCAUCAGAAAGGCCUAUCCAGACGUUCGUAUUUACGAAUGCAGUUCCACAGUUUGCAACGUUGAAUUCGGGAAGGUGGAACAAAUUCGAAAAUACACUUAUUGAAUGGGCACGUAGCAACUGCAGAAGAGCUCCACUGCAUGUCAUUGUCGGUUCCAUACCUUCAACAUAUCCAGGAAACGAACGGAGGUUUAUUUGUCAGCCAGGGUUCAGUAAUUUUAUGGGAGGAUCAUUCAAAUUCGGAGGAGAGUAUAGAGCUAAUGUACCGGCGUUCUUGUGGACAGCAGUGUGUUGUCAUUCUGUCGCAUUAUCCACAUCGUUCACUAGAAGCACUACCUUUUUUGCGCCAAACAUUCCUAUUAAGCCGGGCUUGGUCAACAGUAUUGAAGUGAGCAGAUUGUUUUCAGCUGUUAGAGCCCAUCAUAUAGAUCUUUUUCCUGGAAUGCCAAGCUGUAACGACGACGCAAAUUACAUCCCCAUUUUUUAUUAAAAGUCUUGUGGUAAUAAUUUGUUCAGUUUAAUCCUAUCCUUUUUUUAAUGAAGUAUAAUUAUCACUUAUUUACUGAGACCGAGGGAAACAGUGUGUUUUGUGGACCCGAGACAGUCGAUGUUUCCCGAGGCGAAGCCGAGGGAAACAUCGACGGUCGAGGGUCCACAAAACACACUGCUUUCCCGAGGUUUCAGUAAAUAAGUGUUUUAUUAUAUAUCAAUAGUCAAAGAAACAACAAAUUAAAGAACAAAUGAAUGUAAAUACAUGAAAUAUUUUAUUGUUAAAACAUUAAAUUUAACACUGCAGUUACUUAAAGCAAAAGUUUAAAUUACUAGGUAUGUCCAAAGGUCGCACCUUCACGUGAUGGCGCAUGUGAUUUUUUUUCGUUAUUCGCCGGUCGAUAACGUAUUGUUUCCCCCCCGCGCUGUUGCGAGAUAUGCUCUCGAC